AUGAAGACCUCCCUAGUUGCAGUUACUGCCCUCCUCGGCCUGGUAUCGGCCCAGAAUGCCAUUGUGCACAACAACUGUGGCACCACCGUGUAUGUGCAGUCGUUCCCUUACGAUGGUAGCGACCCCGGCCCCCUCACCACCCUUCCUACCGGGGAGACCUUUUCCGAGGAAUUCAGAGGAUCUGGCUCGACCGUCAAGAUUGAUAAGGGGAGGGCGCUAGAACACCCUCUCUUCUUUGGCUAUUCGGUUUCGUCUAGCCCGGACUACGUCCACUAUGAGCUGAGCACGGAGUGGGGCAACCCAUUCGCAGCGGAUCAUAAUUCGCUUAGUCCCGGGGAUGGUUGUCAGGCCUUUGACUGUGCCGCUGAUGAUGCUGCUUGCUAUAGUACCCCAGACCAAAAGAAGGUCUAUGAGUGCCCCCAGCCAGUCACGCUGACCGCGAGCCUGUGUCUGUAA
Messenger RNA from Penicillium coprophilum, 456 nucleotides. RefSeq lists its product as uncharacterized. Bases 1 to 456 code for a protein of 151 amino acids. The record is from RefSeq and is a predicted model, not a curated record. The transcript is spliced from 3 exons. NCBI's taxonomy places the organism in Eukaryota, Fungi, Ascomycota, Eurotiomycetes, Eurotiales, Aspergillaceae.